UGUAGACUCUGCCUGUAGUCGAGAGUAAGUUCGAGUCGAAUGUUGGCGAAAUAACGCCGGGACUCAAGUGAGAACAAUGAAACAGCAGUAAUUGUUAAUCACAGAUUUCUGAAUUGUACAGGCUGUUCUUCCACGUUACAAUAAAAGAAAUAUCCGAGAGCAUGGUAAACACUGCUGGAUGUUAUGGCUUUAUAUCACUACUUGUGGCUCUGUCUACGUCUUGUCUGCUGGUGGCUGGGAGUGAGAAGCUCUGUGAUGAAUGUGGCCUCUCAGUGCAGAGUAAAGAAAGUGGUAUUUUGUUGUCCAAGAACUAUCCUGAAACCUACCCAAAUAACACAUGCUGUGAAUGGAAGAUUCAGGUGCCAGAAGGAAAGAAUCUAAUUUUAAAAUUUGCUGAUUUGAAUAUAGAAUCGGACGACUGCAAAUUCAACUAUGUUAAAAUCUUUAAAGGGUUGGACAAUUUUACAAGUGAACAAGGUAUUGAGUCAUUCUGUGGAAACUUAAAACCCGAUACAAAAGAAGUAAUUUUGGACACAAACCAAGCUACUAUUAAGUUUGUCAGUGGACAUCAUAUAUCUGGGCGUGGUUUUUUACUUUCCUAUGCAACUACAGAUCACAAAGAUCUUCUUACAUGUUUAGAUAAAGCAAGCCACUUUCCAGAUGUGCCGUACAGUAGGAAAUAUUGCCCUUCUGGAUGUAAGGAUGUUAUUGGAGACAUUUCUGGAGAUGCUGAAGAAGGAUAUCGACAUACCUCUGUUUUGUGUAAAGCAGCUAUUCAUGCUGGUGUGAUACUGGAUGAGUUAGGUGGAGAAAUAUCAGUAGUUCAACUUAAAGGCAUUGGUCAUUAUGGAGGCACAAGGGCAAAUGGGAUACAAUCAAAAGAUGGAUCUUUGUCUGAUAGAAGGUUCAUUUUCAGCACAAAUGAAUGUAACAGUGCACUCAGAUUAGAAAAGGAUGCCAUCACAGCUACAUCUAGCUGGCAAAGCACAAGUGAAAAUGGACAGAUAAUGGAUUGGUCUGCAGAUUGUGCUAGAAUUGAUGGCCAUGGAAUAGCAUGGGCAGCUGAUCAUAACAACAUGCAACAAUCACUAACCGUAGACCUUGGGGGAAAAAAGAACAUCACAGGGAUCAUAACUACAGGAUCAACACUUCCAGAUUUUAAUUUUUAUGUGAAGAGCUAUAAAAUUCAGUAUAGCAAUGAUGGGUCAGUGUGGAAAAACUACCGAAAUGCUUUUGGGAUCGAAGAUAAGGUAUUUGAAGGAAACUUUGACUGCAAGCAUCAGACCCGUAACAAUUUCCUUCCAUCUAUUUUGGCACGAUAUAUCCGCAUCAUUCCAAACACUUGGAAUCAGAGGAUAGCCUUAAAAGUUAAAGUGCUUGGGUGUGAACAUUUGAAAAAAAACAGGUCAGUAUUUCAAUAUUUAGAACCGGACAACACAACUCACACCAUCAAUGAUGCUAAAACUGAGAUUGUUCCAUCUGAAGAUAAUUUAGAGAGGUUAGCUAAAUUUGUGGCCCCAAUUGUGCUUUCGGCACUUUUUCUGUUGACUGCUGUUUGUGUUUACAAGACUUUGCAAAGGAAGAAGAUGAAGGAUAAUGCAUAUGGGACAACUGACAUUCAGAAAGAAGGCUGUUGGAAACAAAUUAAACACCCUUUUGCUAGGCAGCAGUCAACUGAAUUUACUAUUGGCUACAAUGCAGAAAAGGAAAUCUUGCAGACAUUUGAUGUUGUGAAAAGUAACAUGGCAGAAGAUUACCAGCAACCUCUUAUGCUGGGAACAGGAACCGUUACAAGAAAAGGAUCUACAUUCAGACCAAUGGACAUGGACACAAAAGAGGAAUUGGCACACUACGACUUGGAAACACACUACAACAGUCUGAAGACAGCUAACCAGUAUGCUCUGCCUCUUACAAGUCAGGAACCAGAGUAUGCUACACCUAUAAUAGAGCGACACACCUUUAGAAAAGACACAGGCUAUAACGUGCCUAAAGUGUCAUUGACAAAAAAGUCCUCUUUUAAUGGAAAUGAUUGUGGCUCCUGCAGUACUUCAGAAAUGGUCACUCAAGCUUACCAGACGCCAAAAUUAUUGAGCAAGAACCUGCAAACUGAAAAGACCGGAUAUGACACGCCAAACCUGAACACCAUUGUAAUAUCAGCUGUAGACGGCCAUGAUUAUCAGAAGCCACAAGUAACGACUUUAGUGACUGAGGGCUACUCGGCACCAAGAGACUGUUUAAAACCAACAGCUUUCCGUGUCAUAUGAAUCUUAAUGAUGUGACUGUUAUUAGUCUCAAACACUCCUAUUUAUUGUUUUAGUUCUAAGGACUGCAGAGUUAUAUUGUUAAAUUAUUUUUGUCUUGAUAAUAAGGUGUUAAGUUAUGAAAAAAAUGAGCAAAAACUUGGUCUGAGCACAUCAAGUUUCUAGAAUGUACCAGGAUGCUUUAUGAAUAACAGCAGCUACCGAGCGGCGUCUUGCAAAGAGUAAGAGUAGGGUGACGGCAUGUGAUGUACAAUUUGUUUUAAAGAGUAGUAAGGAAUGAUACGGUGCCUUUCUGUGACUAGGCAACAAUGACAUUGACUCCUGCUCUCUUCUGAGAAAGUGGUAUAAAACACCCUUGUUUUAAUGUGCAAAAU
Molecule: messenger RNA, 2635 nt
Organism: Erpetoichthys calabaricus (reedfish)
Lineage: Eukaryota; Metazoa; Chordata; Cladistia; Polypteriformes; Polypteridae
Gene: dcbld1
Product: discoidin, CUB and LCCL domain containing 1
Exons: 15
Coding region: 162-2264 (700 amino acids)
Source: RefSeq, a predicted model, not a curated record